This is a messenger RNA of Trichomonas vaginalis G3, 954 nucleotides long. RefSeq names its product cysteine-type peptidase protein. The transcript has a single exon. Gene Ontology annotation, molecular function: cysteine-type endopeptidase activity. Gene Ontology annotation, cellular component: lysosome. NCBI's taxonomy places the organism in Eukaryota, Parabasalia, Trichomonadida, Trichomonadidae. The record is from RefSeq and is a predicted model, not a curated record. The coding region runs from base 1 to 954 and encodes 317 amino acids.
AUGUUUGCUUUCGCUGCACUUUCCCGCUCAGUGUUGACAACACAGGCAGAAGAGAAGGCCUUCCUUGACUGGAUGCGCCAGACAAACAACAUUUUUGUUGGCGAAGAAUUCCAUUUCAGAAAGGGAAUUUUCCUCACACACAAGCGUUUCGUUGAAGAGCACAACAGAAAGUCAUCUUUCCGCUGCGGCCUUAACCAGUUCGCUCACCUUACACCAUCCGAAUACCAAGAACUCCUCGGCUACAAGCAAAUGAAGCAGAAAGAAGAAGUUGAGUUCGCUCCACUUAAGAACUUCAACGCUCCAGACAGCUUCGACUGGCGUGAGAAGGGCGUUGUCAACGCCAUCAAGGAUCAGGGCCAGUGCGGUUCCUGCUGGGCUUUCUCAUCCAUUCAGGCUCAAGAAUCACAGUGGGCUAUCCACCACCCAGGAGAGCUCUACGACCUUGCUGAGCAGCAGCUCGUUGACUGCGUUCACGACUGCUUCGGCUGCAACGGUGGAAACGUUGGCUGGGCUUACACAUGGGUAAAGCUUUUCGAGCACGGCAUGUUCAUGUUACAGAAGGACUACCCAUACACAGCUAAGGAUGGCAAGUGCGCUUUCGACAAGUCUAAGGGCAUCACAAAGAUCACAACACACAAGAAGGCUUCACACGAUGAAGAGGCUCUCAAGACAUCCGUUGCAGAAAACGGACCACACGCUAUCGCUAUCGAUGCUGGCCACGAUUCCUUCAUGAUGUACGAAUCUGGUGUUUACGAGGAUGCUUCCUGCUCUUCUUCUACACUCGACCACGCUGUCGGCCUUGUUGGCUACGGUGUUGACGGAGACAAGGACUUCUGGCUCGUCCGUAACUCAUGGUCCACAACAUGGGGUGAACAGGGCUACGUCAGAAUCCGCCGUAACUACCACAACAUGUGCGGCGUCGCUUCUGAACCAAUGUUCCCAGUCGUUGAAUAA